Messenger RNA from Suncus etruscus (white-toothed pygmy shrew), 2953 nucleotides. RefSeq names its product family with sequence similarity 171 member A1 (gene FAM171A1). Gene Ontology annotation, biological process: stress fiber assembly; regulation of cell shape. The record is from RefSeq and is a predicted model, not a curated record. Gene Ontology annotation, cellular component: plasma membrane. Lineage: Eukaryota; Metazoa; Chordata; Mammalia; Eulipotyphla; Soricidae.
GCUGCGGGGAGCCCGGCUGCCGGGGCCCGCGGGGCGCGGAGAUGCGCGGGGCGGCCGCGCUGCUGCUCUGCCUGCUGGGCGGCCACGUCUGGACGGUGGCGAGCAAGACGCCGCGGGCGGCCCCAGCUGUCACCCUGAAAGUGCACGUCAGUGAUGCCAGCACCCACCAGCCCAUCCCGGAAGCCCUUAUUGAGGUGUUCAAUAACCAGGUGGCCAUUGCCUCGGGCACCUCGGGCCCAGAUGGUGUCGCCUUCAUCCGCUUUCAGUAUAAGCUGGGCACCCCGCUGAUGGUCACAGCCACCAAGCACGCCUACGUGCCCAACUCGGCCCCAUGGAAGCCUGUCCGCCUGCCUGUGUUCUCUUCCCUGAGCCUCGGCCUUCUUCCGGAGCGCUCAGCAACCCUCAUGGUGUAUGAAGACGUCGUGCAGAUAGUCUCAGGAUUCCAAGGGGCCCGGCCCCAGCCCCGCGUGCACUUCCAGCGCCGUGCCCUGCGGCUGCCCAGUAAUGCCAGCUACAGCGACCUGACCGCCUUCCUCACAGCUGCCAGCUCUCCCGCCGAAGUGGACAGUUUCCCAUAUCUGCGAGGGCAGGAUGCCAACAGCACAGGAAAUGGUACCCGGCACGACCUGACACCCGUGACAGCUGUCAGUGUGCACCUGCUGGGCAGCGAUGGGACGCCAGUGCUGGUGGACGGGCCCAUGUAUGUCACCGUGCCACUGGCCACACACAGCACGCUGAGACACAAUGCCUACGUGGCCGCCUGGCGCUUUGACCAGAAACUGGGAACGUGGCUGAAGAGCGGGCUAGGGCUUGUACACCAGGAGGGCAGCCAGCUGACCUGGACCUACAUCGCCCCACAGCUGGGCUACUGGGCGGCCGCCAUGUCUCCCCCCAAUCCAGGUCCCAUCGUCACCCAGGACAUCACUGCAUACCACACGCUGUUUCUCUUGGCCAUCCUGGGAGGGAUGGCCUUCAUUCUCCUGGUUCUGCUGUGCCUCCUUUUGUAUUACUGCAGGCGGAAAUGCUUGAAGCCUCGUCAGCAUCACCGCAAGCUGCUCCUCCCGGCCACGCUGGAGAGUGCCAAGAGGGACCAGGCCACAUCCAUGUCACACAUCAACCUGCUCUUCUCGCGCCGAGACGGCGACUUCCCAGGGCCCAUCUCUGUCAUGGGCCACAACCGCCCUGAUGUGCCUGGAGCCCGGGAGCUGCUGGGUGGUGGCGGCCUGGGGGGCCCCAGAGAGGCAGCUGGCGAAGGAGACCCUCGCGCUCCCAUGCUCAAGCUGGCCUACAGCACGUCGCCUGAAUUCAGCUCCCGGGAGGAGCUGCUGUCGCAUCGGGAAGAUGACAAGAGCCAGGCGUCCUUUGACAACCUGACCACGACGCCCAGCGGGACCCUGGGGAAGGCCCCGGAUUACCACAAGUCGGUGGAGCUUUUCCCCCUGAAGACCAGACGGUCCCUCGAGAGGGACAGUUACGAGUCCCAGGGUGCUGACUACAGAGGGGCCAGCUAUGCUGCUCUGCUCCCCCAGCCACUGUUUGAAAGGGCCGACCGGGACAGCCAGGCUUCCCUGGCAGCGGGCAGUAAACUCACCCUCCCGGAGAGCCUGUACCCGGCACCUUCCUCUUCCUCGCCUGAAAAGGAGCAGCUGCUAGAGCGAAGACCGGCCACCGAGUGUCUCAUGUCACGCUCCGUGGAUCACCUGGAGCGACCCUCCUCCUUCCCAAGGCCCGGCCAACUCAUCUGCUGCAGCUCCGUGGACCAAGUCAACGACAGCGUGUACCGAAAGGUGCUGCCCGCCCUGGUCAUUCCGGCGCAUUAUAUGAAACUCCCCGGGGACCACUCCUACGUGGGCCAGCCCCUAGUGAUGCCCGCCGACCAGCAGCUGGACAUUGAGAGGCUACAGGCAGAGCUGGCCAGCCCCCACGCGGGGCUCUACGCGCAUCCCGCCACCCAGAUCCCCGGGCAGCCGCUGUCGUGCCAGGCCAUGUCUCAGCAGCACCUGCAGGAGACAGGUGCACGCAUGUCCGAGUCGCUCUCCAUCCCUGCGUCCCUCAACGAGGCGGCUCUGGCCCAGAUGAACAGCGAGGUGCAGCUGCUCACCGAAAAGGCGCUGAUGGAGCUGGGAGGUGGCAAGCCGCUGCCGCACCCCCGAGCCUGGUUUGUAUCCCUGGAUGGCCGCUCCAACGCCCAUGUGCGACACUCUUACAUUGACCUGCAGCGGGCUGGCCGCAAUGGGAGCAACGAUGCCAGCUUGGACUCGGGCGUGGACAUGAACGAGCCCAAGUCGGCCCGCAAGGGUCGAGGGGACCCCCUGGCCCUGCCGCAGAGCCACCACCAGGGCCAGGAGCUGGCAGCCAAGGAGGUGCGGGGUGCAGAUGGCACGGCCUAUGCGCAGCUGGUGCAUCUAGAUCGAAUGGACGUGGCCGGAGGCAGCAACGAGGGGGGGACCGCCGGGGCGUGUGGCCCCGAGGACAGCACACUGCUGUCCCUGCUGGACACUGGGGGCCGGCGGAGCGGCGGGCAGCUGCCCAGCCUGCAGGAGGAAACCACUCGACGAACUGCCGGUGCCCCCCCUGAGCCCACAGGCAGCCCCCAAAGCCGGAGACCUGCCCGGGAGGAGGAGGAAGAUGAGGAGGAGGAAGAGGACGAUGAUGAUGAUGACCAAGGCGAGGACAAGAAGAGCCCCUGGCAGCGGCGGGAGGAGAGGCCCUUGAUGGCCUUCAACAUCAAAUGAGCCGACUCAGGGGCCACCCCCCAAAAAAAAGUGGAACCCCCCCCCAAUUGCCAAAAAUUUCACCCGGUGUUUGGAGGCAGCCUCACAGGCAGUGGACUUUCUCCUGCUUUGCUCCAGGUCACAGAAGCGAUUUUGGGGGGGCCUGUCCCCCAGGGGAUCUCGCCUCCAGAGAGGGCCGGGGCAAGGGUCUGAAUGUCAUCUGCCCUACCCCUCAUGCC